CGUAUUCGGUGCGAAGUGAUCUUAUUCGGAUCCCAACACAGACCUCGUUCAAUAUGAGAUCGUUGGUGGUGUUGAUUGCUGUAAUUGCGGCGACAGCAGCUGCUCCGCAAUAUUUGGUGCAGCCGUAUUCUCCACUUGUCGAAUUGAAUACUGCUCAAGUUGCAUAUCCUACGCAUAUCCAAACGCAUAUUCUCAAAAAGAGAUCCGUAGUUCCAGUUGCAUAUUCUGUACCAUCUGCCGUGUCGCAUCAGUCACGUGUCGAUGUUCGUACUUCUCCAGCUGUUGUGGCAACUGCUCCCGUCGUUGAAUCCGUCGUGGCCCCCGUAGUCGCCGAGCCGGCCGUAGUGGAGGCACGUGCAUUCUACCCUGCUCCCGCCGCUGUCUCUCAUCAGUCACGUGUAGAUGUUCGCGCUUCACCUGCCGUGGUGUCCCCUGUAGUUGCGUCUCGCGCUGUGGUCGCCCAGCCUGUGGUGGCCCGUUCUUACGUUCCUACUGGUACAGUAUAUGCUGGCGGAUCUGCCGUCACUCAUCAAUCUCGGGUCGACGUGGAAACAUCCCCGGCCAUAGUGACAGAAGAAGUAGUAGCUCCAGCUAUUGUGGAAAGCCGUUCAUUGGUUGCGCCUUCAGUGUACACUUCUGUUUGGUGAAUAAAAUCACAGCAAUAAUGAUCUGAAAAAACUACCUAUUAUACUGUUAUUUUUUAUUUAUGUAUUUUGACAAAGCAAAU
This is a messenger RNA of Galleria mellonella (greater wax moth), 727 nucleotides long. RefSeq lists its product as uncharacterized. The record is from RefSeq and is a predicted model, not a curated record. The coding region runs from base 54 to 647 and encodes 197 amino acids. The transcript has a single exon. Lineage: Eukaryota; Metazoa; Arthropoda; Insecta; Lepidoptera; Pyralidae.